UUUGCAGUUAACUGUUCCGACAGAACAUCUUUGACAGGAGAGAUGCUCUCGAGGAGUAAAGCGUCUUCGGUUUUACCUUUCACCAUGGAAACAACCGAAUGCAGGUAGCACCAGGCACGGGCGCUUGUGUGUGGGCGCAGGGGGCUCCUUCAAGCAUCGGUGAGGACCAGUAUGCCGUGUCUCCCACAUGUCAUCCUCCGGAGCAGCUGGAAGUUAGAUGAGCCUCGGAGAGAGAAUGUGCAUCGGCUUUACAAACAAAUCUGAAAUGGUUUCUGUAAAUGCGCAGGAGAUGUAUUCAAAGAAGUCGCUUGGCACUUUGGACUGUUUACAAAUACCAGGACGCCUGUCUAGCCAAAUUUAGCUCACUUGUGGCAGUCAGACAUGCGGAUCUACAUGCAGGAAGCACAGCGCUCUUGAUAGUGGAUACUGUGGGGAGAGCGCAACUCUUUUGACCAGGUAUGGCAACAGCGGGACCUAUCUGAUCCAGUGUUUCUGACUGACCCAGAACAAGCUACACAUCACGGCUUCAUCCGGGAAGUAUCCAACAUGUCACUGAACCGAGUUUUCACAGAAACAGAGCAGCCCGGCGCAUUCGCAGCGAGCUGCUCUGAUGCGCUUCCAUCAGAACCUGGGCAAGUUGCGGGUAGGGCGCAAGAGAUGACGGUGGAGAGCGCGGGUUGUGGCUGGUGUCUUCCCCGGUUCAUGAGGCUCACAUUCUCCCCGGCAUCUUUGGAAAAACUCUAUCAGACAUACUUCCAGCGCCAGCGCCAGGAGACGUUGCUCGUCCUGUUGGUGUUCGCAGCGCUCUUUAACUGCUACGUCAUCAUCAUGUGUGCGGUGCUGUACACGGCAGACAAGCGCGGGACGGUGGUGGCGGCCGCGGUGGGACUGGCUGUGGACCUCGCGCUGUACGCCCUUUGCCGCUUCCGGCCACCCAAGGGCGUGGGCUUCCGCACGCUCAUGCCCUGUGCCACCUGGCUGCUGAUCACGCUGCACGUACUGCUGUACCUGGGCCUGAAUUUCGCGGGUUUUACGCAGGGCGGGGACGCUGUCGGGUGGCAGACGUUCUUCAGCUUCUCAUUCUUCCUAACGCUGCCGCUGCGCGUGUCUGCCAUUCUGCUGCUCACGCUCACCUCGUGCACCGUGCACACUGCUGUGCUGGCCGUCAACCUCGCGCUGCAGCACGCCGACAACCAGCACGCGACUGUGAUCGUCAGACAGCUCUUUGCAGACUGGAUGCUGUACGCGGGUGCAGUGUGUGUGGGCCUGGUCUCCUACUUCAUGGCUGACCGGUGCUACAGGAGAGCCUUCAUGGAGGCCCGGCAGUCUCUGGAGGUCAGCCUCACACUAGACGAUCAGAGCCAACAACAGGAGGAGCUAUUGUUGUCCAUUCUGCCAAAACACAUAGCAGAUGAGAUGCUGCAGGGCAUGAAGGAUGACCAGCCACAGAAAGACAUGCAGUUCAACACCAUGUACAUGUAUCGCCAUGAGAACGUCAGUAUUCUCUUUGCAGAUAUAGUUGGUUUCACUCAGCUGUCCUCAGCCUGCAGUGCUCAAGAGCUCGUCAAACUUCUCAAUGAGCUGUUCGCCCGCUUCGACACACUAGCAGAUGACCACCAUAAUCUGAGGAUAAAGAUUCUGGGUGACUGUUACUACUGUAUCUGCGGCUUGCCUGAGUACCGUGAUGACCAUGCUGCCUGCUCCAUACGCAUGGGCCUAGCCAUGGUGAAGGCCAUCUCGUACGUACGUGAGAAGACCGGUACAGACGUGGACAUGAGAGUGGGCGUGCACACAGGGACGGUGUUGGGAGGGGUCCUUGGGCAAAAGCGGUGGCAGUUUGAUGUCUGGUCUACUGACGUCACCGUUGCCAACAAGAUGGAGUCAGGAGGAAUACCGGGGCGUGUUCACAUCUCUCAGAGCACAUGGUCGUGUCUGCAUGGUGAGUUUGAGGUGGAGGCGGGGCAUGGAGGUGAGCGCUGUGAGUACCUGCUGGAGAAGGGCAUCGAGACGUACCUGGUGCUCGCCCCCGCCGAACACACACCCUCACACCCCAACGGCCUGGUGAAUGGCACCUCCCCUCAACUGAUCAGCACUAAGAAGAGCAGUGGGAGUGUGUGUUCAGUCCGCUCCACACACACACGCAACGGCAGCCUGCGUUCAGUCCGCUCCACACACAAACACAACGGCAGUGUGAAUGCUCUGCAGUCCACAUCUGCACACACCGAUGACCAGCUGGUGUCCUUGAGGGAGACGAAUGAACAGGAGCUGAACCGCCUGUUGCACAAAACUCUACUAGAGAGAGAGACGGAGGAGACUGCACAUGAGAAGCGUGUGAGUGGUGUGUCUCUGCGUUUCCAUGACGCUACCCUGGAGAUGCGUUACUCCGCUGAGGAGGAGACCCAGACGGGCAUCGCCUUCACCUGCAGCUGUGUGGUGCUGCUCUGCUGCUCUGCUAUGGAGAUCCUCAUAGAUCCACAGCUGGUGGUGAACUAUGUGACCCUUGCUAUCGGGGAAAGCCUCCUGCUCAUCCUCACCAUCUGCUCACUGGCCGCCAUCUUCCCUCGACUGUUCUCUGAGAGGCUGGUCUCCUUCUCUCUCUGGAUUGACCGCACUCGCUGGGCUCGGAACAUUUGGGCGGCGGCGGCAAUCUUUGUGCUGACCAUGGCUGAGGUGGCCGACAUGCUGAGUUGUGUGCCACCAUCCCUCGUCCUGUUGAACAGCACCUCUGGUGUGUCACUGGGGUUGCUAGGCGAUGGUGGAUGCGCAGAGAACCCCAAACACUACAGCUUCAUGGCGGUCCUGUUGCUCGUGGCAACCACCAUGCUGGUGCAGCUGAGCCACAUGAUCAAACUGGCCCUCAUGCUGCUAGUCGUCGUGGCAACUGGUGCCGUCAACAUCUACAGCUGGAGGGACAUCUACGACAUCUAUGACUUCAUCCGUUACCUGGACUACAGGACUUCUGUGGUGCCCUCUAAGUACUUGAUGACUGUGAUGAUCAUCAUUAUGAUGCUGAGUCUCUACUACUUUACCCGACAUGUGGAGCGGCAGGCCCGUCAGCUGUUUGUGUGGCGUGUGGCGGCACGCGGGCAGAAGGAGCAGGUGGCAGAGAUGCGGCGCUGCAACGAGGCCCUCGUCAUCAACAUGCUGCCUGAACACGUGGCCAAACACUUCCUGGGCACCAAAAAGAGAGAUGAAGAGCUGUAUAGCCAGGCCUAUGAUGAGAUUGGCGUUAUGUUCGCUUCCAUCCCUAACUUCUCAGACUUCUACACUGAGGAGGGAAUCAACAACGGAGGCAUUGAGUGUCUGCGCAUCCUCAACGAGAUCAUCUCAGAUUUUGACAGUUUAUUGGACAGGCCUGAGUUUUUCAGCAUCACUAAGAUCAAGACCAUCGGCAGCACCUACAUGGCAGCAUCUGGGGUCAGUCCAGAGAGCAACACCAACGGAUACACCAAAUGCAAGAAAGAUGAGUCUAUAAAGGACCGUUGGCAACACCUGGCAGACCUGGCAGACUUUGCUUUGGCCAUGAAGGUCACUCUUACCAACCUCAACAACCAAUCCUUCAACAGCUUCAUGCUACGCAUCGGCUUGAAUAAAGGGGCAGUGUUGGCUGGUGUGAUUGGAGCCCGAAAGCCACACUAUGACAUCUGGGGGAACACAGUCAACGUGGCCAGCAGAAUGGAGUCUACUGGUGUGAUGGGGAACAUUCAGGUGGUGGAGGAUUGCUAUGACAUCCUGAAGGAGUAUGGCUUCCGAUUUGUGCGGCGAGGGCCCAUCUUUGUGAAAGGAAAAGGAGAACUCCUCACUUUCUUCAUGAAGGGCAAAGACACCCCAGCCAACGGCCUCAAAACUACACUGCCACACCAAGUCUUGCACCAGUCCUGACACACACACACACACACACACACACACACACACACACACAAACAUAACUCACACAAACGUAGGCUACACAUCACAAUCCCCAGACAUCUGAUUCCUCCCUGUGUCUACAUGUAGCAUAUCUAGAAUUACUUAAGUUCAGCAUCCAUAUUCUCUAGAAAUCUCUUGAAGAGGCAUAGAUGCAGAUAAUUCACACAACAUAUUAACCUCCCUCUGUCCCUCUAUACCAUGCUUGGGUUUUGUAUUAUUUUAGAUAUUAGUACUUUCUGGGAUUUGUACUUAAGUUUAAAAUUGAUUUAAAAAAAAAAUACAAAUACAAACAACAGUUGUUGCGCUUUGUCCUCUGUUCCUUUUAAAGUGGAUGUGGGUGAUGUAGACUUUGGUCUUUAGUCAACAUGCUGGUGACUCUAAUCUGAAAUAAUCUCAAUGUCUGUAUGCACAGUAAAUAGCGCUCUAUGCGAUACACUCAGAAGACAGGGGUCACACCAACCACCAGAUUAUCAGAUGUUUGAUCAACAAUCCCCUCUCAUGCAGGCCAGUGUUCAAGUGUCAUCUUACCGAAUAGAUUUCCCAUUGUGUAAAGUAGAUAAGGGUGUUCUGUAAGCGAUUCUGAAUGUAUCCAGUUGUUAUUUUUGAAUUUUAUGAUCGAGAGGCCUGUCUGAAACGUGGUCGUUAUACGCCGCCUAGUGGCGAGAGUAGCCGAAUUUACCCGGAAGACGGAUAGUAUAGGAAUUUCCGGUGACGUCAGCGCGUCUGGACGCCAUUAGGGCUGCAGCUGUUUAGAGGAACAACAACAGACCUGGAGAGACAGGCGAGACUAGCGGA
Molecule: messenger RNA, 4704 nt
Organism: Clupea harengus (Atlantic herring)
Lineage: Eukaryota; Metazoa; Chordata; Actinopteri; Clupeiformes; Clupeidae
Product: adenylate cyclase type 3-like
Biological process (GO): intracellular signal transduction; adenylate cyclase-activating G protein-coupled receptor signaling pathway; cAMP biosynthetic process
Cellular component (GO): plasma membrane
Molecular function (GO): adenylate cyclase activity
Source: RefSeq, a predicted model, not a curated record